Messenger RNA from Pyrus x bretschneideri (Chinese white pear), 291 nucleotides. Its product is annotated as glycine-rich cell wall structural protein-like. Lineage: Eukaryota; Viridiplantae; Streptophyta; Magnoliopsida; Rosales; Rosaceae. The record is from RefSeq and is a predicted model, not a curated record. The coding region runs from base 1 to 291 and encodes 96 amino acids. The transcript has a single exon.
AUGGAGCCUUGGGAAAUCUUCCUGAUUGUUGUGUUCGUUGGAAUGGCUGUAGUUACUGCGUUAGGUUUUUUUUGUAGAGGACGUACCUCGGUAGGCUUUGGUGGUGGAGGAACUUCUGGUGGUAGUCUUCAUCACCAUCGUCAUAAUCAUGCUGCAGGAGGAGGCUUCCAUGGCGGAGCAGACUUUGGCGGUGGAGCCCAUGGUGGUGGAGCUGAUUUUGGUGGCGGUGGAGCUGAUUUUGGUGGUGGCGGAGGAGGAGCAGGAGGAGGACUUGGUAGCAGUGCAUGUUGA